AUGGAGUGUCAUGUUCUAUUGACAGAGAGAAAUGUUAUGUUUUAUAAAAUUGUAGAUGAACUUCCCAUUCAAAAAUCUGUGGACAUUUUCAAUUUAGACGACGAUGACCUUCUUGAAGUACUACUAGGAUCUGUUAAUGAUAUAAACCUUAAAGUUGAUGAUGAGAACCCAAUAGUUGGUGACGAGAACAUACAAAUAUAUGAUGAGGACCCCACAGUCGGUGAUGAGAGCACAAUUUUUGGUAAUAAAAACACAAGAGUAAUUUAUGAAAACACAAUAGUCGGAGAUGAUAACCUAACAAUCGGCGAUGAGAACACAAAAGUCGGUAAUGAGAACACAAUAGUCGUAGAUGAGAACCCAACAGUAGGAGAUGAUAACCCAACAGUCGUAGAUGAGAACACAACAGUCGGUGAUGAGAACACAACAGUCGGUGAUGAGAACACAACAGUCGGUGAUGAGAACACAAAAGUCGGUGAUGAGAACACAAUAGUCGGUGAUGAGAACACAAUAGUCGGUGAUGAUAACCCAACAGUCGGAGAUGAUAACCCAACAGUCGGUGAUGAGAACACAACAGUCGGUAAUGAGAACACAACAGUCGGCGAUGAGAACACAGAAGUCGGUGAUGAGAACACAAAAGUCGGUGAUGAGAACACAAUAGUCGGUGAUGAGAACACAAUAGUCGGUGAUGAGAACCCAACAGUCGGAGAUGAUAACCCAACAGUCGGAGAUGAUAACCCAACAGUCGGUGAUGAGAACACAACAGUCGGUAAUGAGAACACAACAGUCGGCGAUGAGAACACAGUAGUCGGUAAUGAGAACACAGUAGUCGGUGAUGAGAACACAACAGUCGGUGAUGAGAACCCAAUAGUCUGUGAUGAGAACACAACAGUCGGUGAUGAGAACACAAAAGUCGGUGAUGAGAACACAAUAGUCGGUGAUGAGAACACAAUAGUCGGUGAUGAGAACACAGUAGUCGGUGAUGAGAACACAAUACUCGGUGAUGAGAACACAACAGUCGGUGAUGAGAACACAAUAGUCGGUGAUGAGAACACAACAGUAGGUGAUGAGAACACAAUAGUCGGUGAUGAGAACACAAUAGUCGGUGAUGAGAACACUAUAGUCGGUGAUGAGAACACAAUAGUCGGUGAUGAGAACCCAACAGUCAGUGAUGAAAGCACAUCAGUCAGUGAUGAGAACAUCACAGUUGGUAAUGAGAACGCAAUAGUCGGUGAUGAGAACACAAUAGUCGGUGAUGAGAACACAAUAGUCGGUGAUGAGAACACAAUAGUCGGUGAUGAGAACACUAUAGUCGGUGAUGAGAACACAAUAGUCGGUGAUGAGAACCCAACAGUCAGUGAUGAAAGCACAUCAGUCAGUGAUGAGAACACAACAGUCGGUGAUGAGAACACAACAGUCGGCGAUAUGAACCCAACAGUCAGUGUCGGUGACGAAAACCCAACAGUCGGCGAUGAGAACCCAACAGUCGGUGAUGAGAACCCAACAGUAUGUGAUGAGAACCCAAUAGUCGGUGACGAGAACACAAAAGUCGGUGAUGAGAACACAACAGUCUGUGAUGAGAACCCAACAGUUGAUAAUGAGAACGCAAUAGUCGGCGAUGAAAAUACAACAGUCGGUGAUGAGAACACAACAGUCGGUUAUGACAACACAACAGUCUGUGAUGAGAACCCAACAGUUUGUGAUGAGAACCCAACAGUCGGUGAUGAGAACCCAACAGUCGGUGAUGAGAACACAAUUGUUGGUGAUGAGAACACAACAGUCGGUGAUGAGAACGCAAUAGUCGGUGAUGAGAACACAAUAGUUGGUGAAGAGAACACAAUAGUCUGUGAUGAGAACCCAACAGUCGGUGAUGAGAACACAACAGUCAGUGAUGAGAACACAACAGUUGGUAAUGAGAACGUAAUAUUCGCCGAUGAGAACACAACAGUCGGCGAUGACAACACAACAGUCUGUAAUCACAACACAUCAGUCGGUGAUGCGAACCUAACAGUCUUUGAUGAGAACCCAACAUUUGUAAAUGAGAACAACAUAGUUGGUGAUGAGAACCCAACAGUCGGUGUUGAGCUCCCAACAGCCGUUGAUGAGAACCCACCAGUCGUUAGUGAUGAGAACCUAACAGUCGGUGAUGAGAACACAACAAUCAGUGAUGAAAACACAAUAGUCGUAGAUGAGAACCCAAUAGUCGGUGAUGAGAACCCAACAGUUGGUAAUGAGAACCCAACAGUUGGUAAUGAGAACCCAACAGUAGGUGAUGAGAACACAGUAGUCGGUGAUGAGAACCCAACAGUUGGUUAUGAGAACCCAGCAGUUGGCAAUGAGAACCUAACAGUCGGUGAUGAGAACCCAACAGUCGGUGAUGAGAACCCAACAAACACAACAGUCGAUGAAGAGAACACAACAGCCUGUGAUGAGAACCCAACAGUUGAUAAUGAGAACGCUAUAGUCGGCGAUGAGAACACAACAGUCGGUGAUGACAACACAACAGUCUGUGAUGAGAAUCCAACAGUCGGUGAUGAGAACGCAUCAGUCGGUGAUGAGAACACAAUAGUUGGUGAUGAGAACACAAUAGUCUGUGAUGAGAACCCAACAGUCGGUAAUGAGAACACAACAGUCAGUGAUGAGAACCCAACUGUUGGUUAUGAGAACGCAAUAUUCGCCGAUGAGAACACAACAGUCGGUGAUGACAACACAACAGUCUGUAAUCACAACACAAAAGUCGGUGAUGAGAACCUUACAGUCUUUGAUGAGAACCCAACAGUUGUAAAUGAGAACAAAAUAGUUGAUGAUGAGAACCCAACAGUCGUUGUUGAGCUCCCAACAGUCGGUGAUGAGAACAAACCAGUCGGUGAUGAGAACACAAUAUUUUGUGAUGAGAACCCAACAGUCGUAGAUGAGAACUUAACAGUCAGUGAUGAGAACACAACAAUCAGUGAUGAAAACACAAUAGUCGUAGAUGAGAACCCAAUAGUUGGUGAUGAGAACCCAACAGUUGGUAAUGAGAACCCAACAGUAGGUGAUGAGAACACAGUAGUCGGUGAUGAGAACCCAACAGUUGGAAAUGAGAACCCAACAGUUGGUAAUGAGAACACAAUAGUUGGUGAUGAGAACCGAACAGUCGGUGAUGAAAACACAAUAGUUGGUGAUGAGAACACAAAAGUCUGUGAUGAGAACCCAACAGUCGGUGAUGAGAACACAAAAGUCAGUAAUGAGAACACAAAAAACGCAAUAGUCGGUGAUGAGAACCCAACAGUCGGUGAUGAGCUCCCAACAGUCGGUGUUGACAACACAACAGUCGGUGAUAAUAACACAACAGUUGGUGAUGGGAACACAAUAGUCUGUGAUGAGAACCGAACAGUCGGUGAUGAGAACCCAAUAGUUGGUGAUGAAAACCUAACAGUCAGUGAUAAGAACACAACAGUCAGUGAUGAAAACACAACAGUCAGUGAUGAGAACACGAUAAUCUGUGAUGACAACGUAUCAGUCGGUGAUGAGAACAUAUCAGUCAGUGAUAAGAACACAAUAGUCGUAGAUGAGAACCCAACAGUCGGUGAUGAGAACACAACAGUUGGUAAUGAGAACGCAAUAGUCGGAGAUGAGGACACAACAGUCGGUGAUGAGAACAUAACAGUUGGUAAUGAGAACGCAAUAGUCGGUGAUGAAAACCCAACAGUCGGUGAUGAGAACCCAACAGUCGAUGAUGAGAACACAACAGUCGGUGAUGAGAACACAACAGUCGGUGUUGAGAACAAAAUAGUCGGUGAUGAGAACCCAACAGUCGGUGAUGAGAACACAACAUUUGGUGACAAUAAAAAUAACAGGAUGUUUUAA
Messenger RNA from Mytilus trossulus (common blue mussel), 3846 nucleotides. RefSeq lists its product as uncharacterized. The transcript is spliced from 6 exons. The coding region runs from base 1 to 3846 and encodes 1281 amino acids. NCBI's taxonomy places the organism in Eukaryota, Metazoa, Mollusca, Bivalvia, Mytilida, Mytilidae. The record is from RefSeq and is a predicted model, not a curated record.